Microthlaspi erraticum is the source of this 1743-nucleotide messenger RNA. The record is from the annotation of a GenBank genome assembly. Lineage: Eukaryota; Viridiplantae; Streptophyta; Magnoliopsida; Brassicales; Brassicaceae.
AUGAUGUUGUACGGAGGAGGAGCAGGGAAAGACGGUGGAUCCACCAAUCACAUAUCAGACGGAGGAGGAGUAGUACUCAAGAAAGGCCCCUGGACGGCGGCGGAAGAUGAGAUACUUGCUGCUUACGUUAGAGAAAACGGCGAAGGAAACUGGAACGCCGUUCAGAAGAACACGGGCUUGGCUCGUUGCGGCAAAAGCUGCCGUCUCCGAUGGGCCAAUCACCUCCGACCAAACCUCAAAAAAGGCUCUUUCACCGGCGACGAAGAACGUCUCAUUAUCCAGCUUCAUGCUCAGCUCGGUAACAAAUGGGCUCGCAUGGCCGCUCAGUUACCGGGAAGAACAGAUAACGAGAUCAAGAACUAUUGGAACACGCGGUUGAAACGCCUCCAACGCCAAGGACUUCCUCUUUAUCCUCCUGAUAUUAUCCCUAACCAUCAACUCCAUCCACAUCCACAUCAUCAACAACAUAACCAUCACAAUCACCAUCAUCAUCAUCAUCAACAACAACAACAGCAACAUCAUCAUCAACAAUUGUAUUUUCAGCCACAAUCCUCACAACCAAACACACCUUCCUCUUCUCCUCUUCCAUCUCCAACACCAGUACUAAACCCUUCAUUGUCUUUCAAUUUCCAUACCACAACCGCAUCAACUGCUAAUCUCCUCCAUCCUCUUAGCCCUCACACUCCAAACACACCGCAAACCCCUUCCCAACUAUCUUCCACACCGCCUCCACCGCCACUUUCCUCUCCUUUAUCAUCACCUCGCAACAACCAAUACCCGACUCUUCCUCUCUUCGCCCUCCCACGUUCCCAAAUCAACAACAACAACAACAACAACGCCAAUUUCACUUUCCCUAGACCCCCACCUCUCCUCCAACCGCCUUCAUCGCUCCUCGCCAAACGCUACAACAAUGCUAACUGCAUCAACCGCGUCUCAACCGCACCUUUUUCCCCUGUUUCCCGAGACUCUUACACUUCCUUCCUCACAAUACCUUACUCUUCCCCGACCGCUCAAACCGCUAUUUACCAUAACACUAACAACAAUUACUCUUCCUCCCCUUCUUUCUCUCUAAACCCUUCUCCUUCUUCUUACCCUGCAGCAACUUCUUCCCCACGCUUUCUUCACUCCCAUUACAAUCCUUCUUCUUCCACCACCUUUCAAUCUAACAACCCGGUUUACUCCAUGAAACAAGAGCUCCCUUCAAACCAAAUUUCCCAAGUACAUUCAUUUAAUGCCAACAACUUCACAGGCAAUGAGAAACAGAACAGUACAGUACUUCACAGAAGAAGUAUUAGCUGCAGCCUCUUGGAGGAUGUUCUUGAAGAAGCCGAAGCUCUAGCUGGUGGAGGCGAAGACCGACCUCCAAAACGGAGACAACUCACAGCUUCUCCACCAAACCACCAUAACCACAACAACAGCAAUGACAGCUUCUUCUCGGUUAGCUUCGGACAAUAUGAUUCUUCUGAAAACUUAUGUUCCUUACAAGAUUUGAAAUCAAAGGAAGAAGAGUCUCUUCAAAUGAACACAAUGCAAGAGGACAUAGCUAAGCUUCUUGAUUGGGGGAGUGAUAGUGGAGAGAUCUCUAAUGGACAGUCAUCUGUUGUCACUGACGACAAUCUUGUUCUUGAUGUUCAACAAUUCGCUUCACUGUUCCCGGCUGAUUCUACAGCUCCAGCAACCGCAACAAACGACGAAAACAACAACAAUAAUUGCUCAUGGGAUGACUUGCAUGGAAUCAGCUAG